This is a messenger RNA of Aspergillus eucalypticola CBS 122712, 1044 nucleotides long. RefSeq lists its product as uncharacterized. The transcript has 3 exons. NCBI's taxonomy places the organism in Eukaryota, Fungi, Ascomycota, Eurotiomycetes, Eurotiales, Aspergillaceae. The coding region runs from base 423 to 938 and encodes 171 amino acids. Gene Ontology annotation, molecular function: protein binding. The record is from RefSeq and is a predicted model, not a curated record.
CUUAAUCUUGGUGUGUCUUGGUACUGUCCACUCGAAGUCUAGACUUCUUAUUUUAAGAAGUACUUGAUGGAUUGGGAAUUCAGGACAGUCGCUCUCGGCCUACUUCCUAUCUCCACACUACUCAUCUAACCUUCCGAAUGCUUGCUUGAAGCAGCUCAAUUCUUUGCCGCCUAGUCUCGUAUAGCCACAAUCAGGCAUCAUAUUUUCGGCACCUAGGCAACAAUUAAGCUGCCUCAAUAAUUCCCCAAGGCAACCAAAUAUCGGAUGAUAUUAAGGUGUCUAGAGCAUCCAAACAAUAGGUCGAUAUUCAUUCAGCAUUCACAGCUUGGCUACAUAUCAUAUCUUCAUAGACUACAUCUGCUUCUUCCAUCUUACAUCUCCACAUCACACUACCCUCCACACAAACAAUCAACACACACACAAUGGACUCAUCAUCACUCCAAGAAACCCCAGCUAUUCCUUCCCUCAAUUUGAUGGACCUCCCCACAGAACUUCAUCUACACAUCUCUACAUUUCUCCCAUACCCAGAUGCACUAGCAUUGAAACACACCUCUCGUCACUUCUACUCUCUCGUCUACACCGGGGUGCACCUCAAAGUCGACUGGUUUGUCGAGCGCUUUUCGCAGAAACUCGAUUGUCCCAUGGAGAAAUGCUCGUUCCGGACAGACGAGGCGUUCUGCAAUAAGACAAUUCGAAUGAUCAUGGAGCGCAGAAGACGGCAUCUGGAGUGCAGGGCACAGCCGGGUGGGUGUCUGGUCAUUGAGGGGAGGACAUGUCAGAAGGAUCUGAUUCCAUUGUGGAUGAAGAAACGUGGUCGUUGGGAGAUGAUUAGAUCUUUUGGACAUGAAGCUUUGAUUCAUGGGCUUAUCUUUCUCUGUGUCUUUUUGCUUUGGAAUAUGAGUGCAAGGCUAUUGAAUGGUGCGAUGGUGACAGUAUAACGGCAGCCAUUUUACACGCCCAUCGCUCUUCAGUUGCACAACAUGAUGCAACUGAUUUGGAUACUUGAUGCGAAACUAUGUCAGUAGCAGCUGGCUGCUACAUGUA